GGUCCGUCACCAUGGGCUCGGUGGGAGCCGAGCGCUUCAAGGACGCCAGCCCGGCGGGGACGCCGGAGGGCAACGUGGUGAUGAGCUUCAGCUUCGACAGCUACCAGCUGGAGGAGGAAGAGCUGCAGGGCAAAGGGAGCCAGGCCAAGGGCGUCCUCACCUUCAUGGAGCCAGGGAUAGUUUCUGAGGACCCUGAGCCCCAGGACCGAUACCACGGGAUUUACUUUGCCAUGCUGCUGGCCGGGGUGGGAUUUCUCCUGCCGUACAACAGCUUUAUCACCGAUGUGGACUAUCUGCAUCAUAAAUACCCAGGGACCUCCAUCGUCUUCGACAUGAGCCUCACCUACAUCCUGGUGGCCUUGGUGGCCGUCCUGCUCAACAACGCGCUCGUGGAGCUGCUGAGCUUGCACACGCGCAUCACCGUGGGCUACCUCCUCGCCCUGGGGCCCCUGCUCUUCGUCAGCAUCUGCGACGUGUGGCUGGAGCUCUUCUCCCACCGGCAAGCGUACGCCAUCAACCUCAUCGCCGUGGGGGUGGUGGCCUUCGGCUGCACAGUGCAGCAAUCCAGCUUCUACGGCUACACCGGGCUGCUGCCCAAGCGCUACACGCAGGGGGUGAUGACAGGCGAGAGCACUGCCGGAGUCAUCAUCUCCCUCAGCCGUAUCUUCACCAAGCUCCUGCUGUCGGACGAGAAGGAGAACACGGUCAUCUUCUUCUUCAUUUCCAUUGGCAUGGAGCUGACGUGCUUCAUCCUGCACCUCCUGGUGAAGCGCACCCGCUUCGUCCGCUACUACACCAGCGGCUCCCACAAGGGCCUCCCCGAGUCCAAGGGGAGCAGGGAAAGCGGGACGGGAUACCGGGUUCACCACGAUGUCACUGCAGACGACGUCCGAUUUGAGAACAGGACUCGAGGACAGCCAGUGUCCCCCACGGGCAGCCUGGCACAUGAAGCAGAACUGGCCGGCAGUGGGACCUAUAUGCGCUUUGACGUCCCUCGGCCCAAAAUCAAGAGGAGCUGGCCAAGUUUCAGAGACAUGCUGCUCCACCGCUACGUGGUCUCCAGGGUCAUCUGGGCCUACAUGCUCUCCAUCGCGAUGACCUACUUCAUCACACUGUGCCUCUUUCCCGGGCUGGAGUCAGAGAUCCACAACUGCACUCUGGGGGAAUGGCUGCCCAUCCUCAUCAUGGCCAUCUUCAACCUUUCGGAUUUCGUUGGCAAGAUCCUGGCUGCCCUGCCUUAUGACUGGAGAGGGACCCACCUCCUCAUCUACUCCUGCCUCCGUGUGGUCUUCAUCCCCCUCUUCAUCAUGUGCGUGUACCCUAAUGGCAAACCCACCUUCGGCCACCCCGCGUGGCCCUGCAUCUUCUCCCUCCUCAUGGGCAUCACCAACGGCUACUUCGGCAGCGUUCCCAUGAUCCUGGCCGCCGGCACAGUGAGCCCGGAGCAGCGGGAGCUGGCAGGUAACACCAUGACCGUGUCCUACAUGACGGGGCUGACGCUGGGCUCCGCCGUGGCCUACUUCGCCUACAGCCUCACCAGCGCGUCCCACAGCAGCUGCUUCCACACCGAAACCCUCAAUGGCUCCUUCACAGCAGGGUACUGA
Molecule: messenger RNA, 1604 nt
Organism: Tinamus guttatus (white-throated tinamou)
Lineage: Eukaryota; Metazoa; Chordata; Aves; Tinamiformes; Tinamidae
Gene: SLC29A4
Product: solute carrier family 29 member 4
Biological process (GO): nucleoside transmembrane transport
Cellular component (GO): plasma membrane
Molecular function (GO): nucleoside transmembrane transporter activity; monoamine transmembrane transporter activity
Source: RefSeq, a predicted model, not a curated record